GCUCCGCUUCGAUCUCGCUCUCUUCUCUCUUCUCCAUCUCCUCUCACGGGAUCAAUUCCCUCACGUGGAUCGGGAUACUUCGCGUGUAAGCCCGCGAAAAUGGUGAGUUUCCUGUUCACCUCGGAGUCCGUGAAUGAGGGCCACCCGGACAAGCUGUGCGACCAGGUGUCCGACGCGAUCUUGGACGCCUGCCUCGCGGAAGAUCCCGACAGCAAGGUGGCAUGUGAGACGUGCACGAAGACGGGAAUGGUGAUGGUGUUCGGCGAGAUUACCACGAGGGCGAGCGUAGACUAUGAGAAGAUCGUGAGGGAGACAUGCCGCGGCAUCGGCUUCAUCUCUGAGGAUGUGGGGUUGAACUGCGACACGUGUAAGGUUCUGGUGCACAUCGAGGAGCAGAGUCCUGAUAUCGGGCAGGGAGUGCACGGUAUGGGCACGAAGAGGCCCGAGGAGAUCGGCGCAGGCGACCAGGGAAUCAUGUUCGGUUAUGCAACCGACGAGACGCCGGAGCUCAUGCCCCUGACUCACGUGCUGGCCACCAAGAUCGGCGCCAGGCUGACGGAGGUCCGAAAGAACGGGGCCGUCAAGUGGCUGAGACCCGACGGCAAGACGCAGGUGACCGUCGAGUACAAGAAGGACGAGAGCGGCGCCCUUGAGCCCGUCCGCGUUCACACCAUUCUGAUCUCGACGCAGCACGACGAGUCGGUUUCCAACGACCAGAUCGCGGCUGAUCUUCGCGAGCACGUCAUCAAGCCCGUCUUGUAUGCCUUUGUCUUGCUGGGUGCUGUAGAUGGGCGAGGCGCAGACGGAGACGACAGCGGAACUUAGUCUUUGUCUUUGUCUUGCUGGGUGCUGUAGAUGGGCGAUGGUUCGAAAUGAUCUGUUGUUCUCCGUUAUAUCUAGCCCACGU
Messenger RNA from Chara braunii, 907 nucleotides. Lineage: Eukaryota; Viridiplantae; Streptophyta; Charophyceae; Charales; Characeae. The record is from the annotation of a GenBank genome assembly.